Molecule: messenger RNA, 4303 nt
Organism: Drosophila innubila
Lineage: Eukaryota; Metazoa; Arthropoda; Insecta; Diptera; Drosophilidae
Product: mediator of RNA polymerase II transcription subunit 15
Exons: 3
Coding region: 119-4264 (1381 amino acids)
Source: RefSeq, a predicted model, not a curated record
CGUGCAUGAAUAUUACCAAAAACACGCGAAUUGAACGAAAGUUACCUAAAGCUUCACUGAGUUUAAUAGCAGUGAGCUUUUAAUUGCACACAGUAAUUUAGUGUUGCCAACGAUAUUAAUGAUAAUAUCAUCCAAAAUGGCAGCAUCCAUAUAUGCCACCCCACCGCCGGAUCUGAGCAGCGAGGACACAGCGCUCUCCGAUGUCUCCAAUUCAUCCACACUCAACACAAAUCGCGGCGGCGGCAGCAGCAGCAACAACAGCAAUCACAACAACAACAGUCAUACAUUGCAGUCACAUUCAAAGUCAAAGUCGCCGCUGUUCAACGCCAUGGGAAGCAGCACAAAUGAGCCAGACAUUGAAGCUGAAGCAGAUGAAGCUGAUGGAGCUGAGGGAGCAGAGGGAGCCGAGGGGGAAUUGGAUCAGACGGCAAUGGCCGCAAUGGCAGCGGCAGCAGCAAAUGCAGCAGCCAUGCAGCUGCAGCUACUCGAAGCGCUCAGCGAUGCGGCCAAAAAGCGACGCAAGCAACACAAUCCCAGUCGUCUCGAGGCGCUCAAUUUGAGUGGCGGAGAGACGGAAGAGGGAGCUGCUGCUGUUGCUGCUGGCGGUGGCACUGAGGCAUCAGUCAUUGACUAUGAGGAGAAGUUGUCAAAAAUGCUGUUGCCCAAGUCGAUAGUGAAACUAAAGCAAACAUUUGAGCUGCUGCAACAGCAAAAGUUGCAGCCCGCAGACAUAUCAGAAGCAGAAGCAGAAGCAGCCAAGGAGCAACAGCGUCAGCAACAGAAGCAACAGCAGCAACAUUCCAUGUUAAAUCCGUAUCAGACUUACUGCAAGCAGUGCGGCGAGAAUUUCGAGACAGAAUUCAAGUUGAGUCUGCACAUGUUGCAGGAUCAUCAGCAACAGCAGCAGCAGCAACAGCAGCAACAGCAACAGCAACAGCAGCAACAGUUGUCAAGUGAUGAGCCUAUGGAUAUGUUAAGCUCCUUUAAAGUCAAGCUGGAACGUGCCGACAGUCCAACACAACAGGAACUACAGCAACAACAAGAACAACAGCAACAGCAACUACAACAACUAGAAUUGGCCAAUGGACAUGCGAGCAACCAGAAGGAGCACGAACUCUGGUUGCAGGCAAUGGCACAGCAGCAACAGCACCAUCAACAGCAGCCACCAAUGCAUGGAGGCAUGCCUCCCUUUGGCUUUACACCUGAGGCAGCUGCUCUGGGCUGGCCACUGCUGGGAAUGUCGGGAUUUACCGGCGUGGAGGGUCUUAAUCGGCCGCCGUUGCGCAUCUUUAAUCCGGAGGCAUAUUGUGAGCUGUGCAACAAGGAAUUCUGCAACAAAUACUUUCUAAAAACGCACAAGGCCAACAAACAUGGCAUCUUUGAUCCAGCCGGUGAUUUGAGCACGCCAAGCAACAGCAUGAUUAACAACAACAACAGCAUGAGCAACAACAACAACGGCAGCAACAGUAACAGCAACAAUAACCACAGCAACAGCAACAGCAUUGCGCCUAGCAGCGGCAUCAACAGCAGCAGCAGCAGCAACAGCAACAGCAACAGUGUUGCCACUUCCAUGUUUCAGCAACUGCAAAUGCCACGUGAGCCGGCAACACCACAAAAGCCAGAGCCACAGCUGACACCACCAGCACCACCCACCGUGCACUGUGACAUCUGCUCCAAGCGCUUCACCAACGUCUUUGCCAUGCGUCGGCAUCGCGCCAAGCAGCAUGAAGCUGCCACGCCCACGCCCACGGCCACUAGCACGCCCACUGCCACAGCUACGCCCUCGCCCUCGUCGCGACGUGGCAGCCCCAACAACGAGCAGACGCUGCCACAGGCGCUGCAUGUCAAGCUGGAGCCUCAGCUGCUGGAUGCACUUCCCGCUGAGCCGAAGCCGUAUCAGCUGCCCGAAGGUUUUCGCGAGGACUUCACCCUGGAGCAGGAGGAGGUGCCGUUUGCGCCACCGCCACGCAAGUUGCCACCGCAGCUGCAGCAACAGGCACGGGAAGCCAACUGUGCACCGGAUAAACUGCGUCGUCUGGGUGUGCUGUUGCCGGAGGCAUUCUGUGAGCUGUGUUGCAAGGAGUACGCCAACAGGUACUUCCUGCGCACGCACAAAUGGAAGCGUCAUGGCGUCUUUGUGCCGCCCGAGGACUUGCAGUUGAACUCCAAGGAGGAGCAGCCGCUAAUGUCCGCCGGUUGGCCAUUUAUGCCGCUUAAUCUGAUGCUGGCCAAGGCGGCUGCCGAUCAGGAGCAACAGCAGGAACCCGAAGCGGAGUCGGAACAGCAGCAACAGCAGCAGCAGCAGCAGGAGGAGGAGGAGUUGCAAGCCGAUGAACAGCAGCCCAACAAACGCAUCAAACUGGAGCCCUACGAGGAGUCAAUGCCGGAGAAGACAGACAACUCGGUGAUGGGCUUGCAGAAUCUGCAAAAGUUGCAAUCGAUGUUGCAGCAACUCAACGAGUUCAAUGGCAAGCGACCUUUGCCCUGUCACCUCUGUGGUCGCGAGCUGGAGCAUCAAUAUGCACUGCGCGCACAUCUCAUGACCGAGCACGCCGGACAGCUGCUGCCGGAGGGACAUCCCAUGCUCUAUCAGCAACAACAGCAGCAGCAGCAGCAACAGUUGCCGUUGAAGCUUUCACCUGUUGGCGGCGGCUCACCGAAUAACGCCUCUGCCACGCCCACACCGAACGAGAUGCGCUGCCCGCAGUGCGAGCGUGACUUUGCCACAGCUCAGGAAUUCAAGCAACAUAUCGCCGAGGUGCAUCUGGGGCGCAUUCCCGGCACCAGUCCCUUGAGGGAAGGCUUCUACACGCCCGAGCGUGCCACAGUGGCAGGUGCAACAGUUGCUGGUGCCGCAGCUGGACCGCCGCGUGCCGCAUACACCAUCACGCCCACGUCCAGCUACUGUGAGAUCUGCAACAAGGAGCUGUGCAACAAGUACUUCAUGAAGACGCACAUGCAACGCAUGCACGGCAUCGAGAUUGAGAAUGGGGCACAGAUUGGCGGCGUUGUGUGCAACAUAUGCAACAAGGAGCUCUGCAGCAAGUACUUUCUGCGUGUGCACAAGCACAACACACAUGGCAUCAUUGAGGACGGAGCUCCAUUGCCACAACCGCGUGGGCAGAAUGGACUUAAAGUCGAGGCACAGCAGCAGCAGCAGCAACAGCAGCAGCAACAACAGCAACAGCAGCAGCUUAUGGAGCAGGAUCUGAACUUGACGCCACUUUCAGCCGACUCCAGUGGCAACAACGAGCUGUGUCCACUGUGUGCCCGUCAAUUCCGCAGCUUCAAAUGGCUUCGCACGCAUCUGAUGAACGAACAUGGUGUUGCUGGCGUUGAGAAGCUGCGCGAAUUGGAGCCACCAACAGUUGCCACUGGCGCUGGCUCCAACCGAAGCAAGCCCAACAGUCCCACGCUCAAGAUACCCAAUGGGAAUCCCACUGCCGCCAAUCCGGCCAACAAUCUCGCCCAGGCGCUGCAGAAUGCACAGCAGCAACUGUUUGGCCAGAUGCAAUUGCCGAAGGGAAUGCCCAUGCCACUGCCAAUUCCCGGCAUGUUUGAGCCGACACCUCGUUUCAAGGAAUACCAGUGCUCGCUGUGUCCAUUCACCACACCCUAUUAUGCAUUCCUCUUCAUCCAUGAGCGUUCCCAUGCGUUGCUCAACAAUGGCGGCGAUGGGGAGACGAAUGUCGCCGCCGAAGCGGAGACCAGGGAUAGAUCCUUUGCCUUGGUGCAGGGCAAGGCCAGAAGCAAGCCAAAUAAAGACAGAGCCGAUGUGGAGCACAUCGAGCCCACGAACCUGACCACCACCAACAACAACAACAACAACAGCAACAGCAGCAUUAAAGCUGCUCGCACUCCACCCACGCCCACCACACCCCACGUCUCUCCAGGCACAGCCAAUCCUCCAGUUGCUGUCUCCCCAAAGCCACGUUCCACAACAGUGACUCCGACCCCCAAUCCGACUCCCACACCACGCCAUGGCACUCCCAACAAGCCCGAUACACCCAAUGGCAUUGGCGCCCAACGUUCGGCGGCCACGUCGCCCUUUGAGAUGUGCAGCGAUCUGGCGAAUGGCAGCGGUAAACCCGCUAGUUAUGCCCAGCCCAUCAAGUCGGAGGAGGCAUAUCAGAUGCAGGCCUUCCACUUGGCACCCGCUGAUGCCGAUGCCGAGGGACUUUUUGCACCCGCCCUCGUCUAUUUGCCGGUGCGGGUUCGAGCCUCGGAGUCGACCACGUUAAGCUUCAGGCUGACACCAGCCUAAGUGAGUCCCGGUAAACCAGAAUUCACCAGAACACAACAC